Mugil cephalus (flathead mullet) is the source of this 3937-nucleotide messenger RNA. It is a transcript of the gene sack1b, whose product is annotated as family with sequence similarity 83 member B. Gene Ontology annotation, biological process: epidermal growth factor receptor signaling pathway. The record is from RefSeq and is a predicted model, not a curated record. Gene Ontology annotation, cellular component: membrane; cytoplasm. The transcript is spliced from 5 exons. Lineage: Eukaryota; Metazoa; Chordata; Actinopteri; Mugiliformes; Mugilidae. The coding region runs from base 179 to 2869 and encodes 896 amino acids.
GCUCCUGCAGACUGCUUGUCAUGUUUAGACACCUCUUAGGCUUUGUGUCUCCCUGCAGCCAGACGGUCGCUUCUCCAAAUACUGAACAUACGCCCAAAUAAAAAGGGAUUUACUGAGGAGCAGACGAGGACUUUCACAAAGUUCACAAUCUAAAUGCGUCACUGAAACAGCUGGAGCGAUGGAGUCGCCGGAGUUUUCCAUGCUGUCCUCCUUGAGGGGAGAGUUUAAAUCAGAGGACUACAUUCAGCCUCACUAUAAGGAGUCGUAUCGAGUGGCGAUUGAUCACCUGGUGACUGGCGGCAGAGACGGUUACCAGGAGUUCCUUAAGGAAGAGCGUAUCGGGAGCUUCCUCUCAGAGGAUGAGCUUCUCUUCAUCACGACCAACGCACAGCAGCCGGCGCCACAAAACGCCACGGAAGAAAUCAAUGAUCCACCAGAUAACCAGUCGUCGUCAGGGACAUACUGGCCCACGCACUCGGACGUGCAGACGCCAGAUCUAGACUUGGGAUGGCCAGAGGUCAUGCAUGAAAUGCUACAGACAAAUGUAGAUCUACUCUUUCACCCGCCAAGACUAAACAGCCCAACCAUUAAAGAGGUGAUCCGGAAGCAUAUUCAGGAUUCAAGACAGGUCAUUGCCAUUGUGAUGGACACGUUCACUGAUGUAGACAUUUUCAAAGAAAUUGUCGAUGCGUCCAUAAGAGGAGUCGCAGUCUACGUGCUCCUGGAUCAUUUUCAUUGGAAGAGUUUCCUCUCAAUGGCUGAAAAUCAGGAUGUAAAGCUUCAACAGCUCAGAAACAUGAGGGUGCGCACCGUGAAGGGUCAGGAUUACCUCUGUCGAUCAGGAGCCAGAUUUCAUGGCGCAAUGAAGCAGAAGUUUCUUUUAGUCGACUGCCACACUACCUUUUAUGGCUCAUACAGCUUCACUUGGUCGUCUGAGAAAAUCGACCUGAGCAUGGUGCAGGUCAUCACUGGCCAUUUGGUGAAGUCCUACGAUGAGGAGUUUCGAACACUCUACGCUCGGUCAACUGUACCAGCGGAAGUGUGUCCACCGGAGGGCUUAUUUCAACGAAACGGGUCAUACAGGCAACAGAUUUUGCCACAGUGUCAUUCUGGCCCCAAAAUUGAGCGAAGCAAUCAACUGAGACACACUUUAGACGCAGUUUAUCGCAGGACCUGGGAGAAGAAACCUGACACGAGGGACGUUGACGAGAGGCUCUAUGGAAAGGAAAAUAACACGCUCAUGCCCUUGUUUGAGGAUAGCGUUGGUGUAAAGAAUCAUAUGUCCCAAAUGCAGUCUGCAGAGGCGAUGAACUUCUGGAAAAGGCACAGCUAUGCUGGGGAGAAACAAGAUGGGUUAAACCCGCAGAACAUGUGGCCUGCAGGGAGCAAUUACAAUAUCUCUAGAGAUACAGGGAAUGUAACAAACAGUUAUUUACAACCACCACAGCUACACAGAGGUCAAAACAUGCGUCAGUCUUACAAUGGCGUUGACAAACAGCAGAACAUCCCGACACUGGAGAAUACGUCCAAGUCGUUCAUGCGCACAUGGAGGAUUGACUCUUACCUCAAAAACCCUGACGUCCCAUUCGGGGACUCUUGUGACUAUUUAGACCAGUUUGAACCGAUGGAUAAAUCUAGCGCGUUCAUGCAGGGAAGGAUGAGGUCUUCUCUUGUUUUCAGGCCCACCAUGCAAGAGCACAUGGAGCCAAACAGACACAUGAACAAUCCUUCUGUUGGUGUUGGCCCCAACACUCCUAUGCACUACUCAUUAAUGCAGCGCCACCCAGCGGCUGAUAAUAGAUUACAUAAUGAUGACCUAAUGUUAAAGAAACAGGGUAUGCGCAUUUCGGAUGACUUCGUCAGCAAUGCAGGCUAUGGUCCCAGUAGAAACACUUACCACUCCACAUAUGCCAGCUUAGGCAGACGUAAAGGUGCACAAGUGAUCACAAACCUUGGCAUCUCUGACGACAAUUGGUACAAAAGGCACAGUGUGGCGGAUCCAAGAUCAAACACUGAUUACAUAGAUGAAUCGAGUCUCGGGUACGGAAGGUUUGCCAGAAUGGAAGCAAAUAGAAGCACAGCAGAACUCAAUGCACAGAAUGGAGGGUAUGUGUCUAAGCUGAAAGAUGAUCAGAGAUCUAUUUCCCAGUAUGACUUCAAGAGUGUCACAGACACAAAGAGCCCAAGCAUUACCAUUUGGCAGGAGCCACCAUCGAGGACUGUGUCAGUGGCAGACCUGGAACUGAACGGCAAGGAUUUGACAGACCACUCCAGCAGCAUGGGGUCCCAACAUUUUCUAAAGAAGAGUUCUUCCAAAAUAAAAUCCUUACUGAACAUGCCACAGAAAAAAGAGGAUUUCAUCAGUACCAUGAAAACGCCCAGUCUCAGGUCAUGUGAAAGCACGGAUACCAUAACGGCAGAGGACGAGGACAAAUCACCAUACGGAGGACAAAAGCCUCUUCAAACCGCUACAAACCCUGUCACGUCCUUAUCAGAGCGCCUCAGGAACGGGCCAGAAGAUGACGUCAAAUCUUUAACGGAGGAACAUCAGUCGCAAAGCUUUCUCCCCAAGGUCAAAACACCGAAGAAACCCAGCGUAUUUGUGAAAAGGGCCACCUCGAGCAAAGAUCGAGGAGCCGAUUCUUGUCUGCAUAGUAGGUUUGAUGCCUUCUGCUCACUUGAAAAGAGGAACUCUGUACGCUCGAGUAACAGCUCUGGAAGCACUCACUCUCAGGAGAAAAGCAGAAGCCUCCCUAAAGGUGAGGAAGUGUCUGAACACAGUUUCAGCAGGACUUCAAGAGGACAUCAUGAAAAUAAAUUAGAGCGAUUCAUUCAAAGGAUGGGGAACCUCAUUAACAAGCACAAGUAGGGAUGGCUGCUGUAGCACACCACAGGUCACAUAUCACUAAGGCACACUUGAAUGACAAAGUUUAUGUGAAGCUAUGUUUACUUUGAAAAAUGUUUUUGAGCAAGCAGAGUUUACAUAGCCCCGACCAUUUGCACUGACAAAUGCAACUUAGGAAAGUGUAUUUCAUAUAAACACAUGCUGCCAAUGUUUGUUUUGUAAUUUUAAAGGACUAUACUGUCAAGCUGCUUCCGUGUCUGUCCUCCAGUGGCAUCAACCUUCUCCAUACUUGAGAUCAAUCAAUAUAUCGGCCGGCCGAUAUAUCGAGCCGAUAUUUGCAUUUUUUUAUUAUUAUUUUUUUUUUUACUGGUAUUGGUAUUGGCCAGCAUGCGGGUGCUUUAUAUAUUUUGUUUUUCCCUGGCAAGAUUUACAGACAGGCGCAUCCACAGGCAGCCCUAUGCUGCUGGAGAGGCUGUGGACCCCUGCAGCCCAUACAUUGCUGGAAAAUGCUUGUACUCAUAGGCCUGUCAAGUACCCCUAAAAAUAAGUGCUUUAUCACUCAGCACCAACACAUUACAGUCAUUAGUAACAGCCCUAAUUUUUACUGUUGUUAUUAUUCAGUUGGAAUUUACUAGCUGACCCUGUGUUAAAUAUUCUUCGAGUUCAAUAAAUAUUUUUUGUAAAUUGACACUUAUAACAUUUGUUAUCAGUGUAUCAUUUUUUAUUAUUUAUAUUAUAAAAAUGGUAUCGGCCCUUAUAAAUCCAUAUCAGUUGAUCUCUACUCCAUACAUUCAAAUCCUGUCAGCUAUGUUUAUGUUUACAGAAAGCUGAACUAGUGUUUUUAGUACACACCUGCAGCUACAGCUCUUAUACAUAUGACAUGUUGAAACAAAGUUAGUGCAGUCGAAGUUUUGUUCCACUGGAUGGAAAAUCAAAGUAAAGGCAUUGCAAAUGCUGUUGCCAUGCAAGGUUUCAUCUUUACAUAUCUUAAAAAAAAUGGUGCGCCACAUCCUCGUCACGGAUGUCGGACAGGUUUUGUGAAUACUGCAGGGUUUGCAAUAAUGUUGUUUACAUAAUAAAUAUCAAAAACAA